Molecule: messenger RNA, 1710 nt
Organism: Penicillium angulare
Lineage: Eukaryota; Fungi; Ascomycota; Eurotiomycetes; Eurotiales; Aspergillaceae
Gene: nop58
Product: RNA-processing protein NOP58
Exons: 3
Coding region: 1-1710 (569 amino acids)
Cellular component (GO): box C/D methylation guide snoRNP complex; small-subunit processome
Molecular function (GO): snoRNA binding
Source: RefSeq, a predicted model, not a curated record
AUGUCGCUGUUCAUCCUCACCGAGACCAGCGCCGGUUAUGCCCUGCUGAAGGCUAAGGACAAGAAGCUCUUCAAGCGCGAGCAACUCCCCGAAGAUGCCUCUACCGCCGAGGGCGUUUGCAACCUGUUCAAGCUGAAGUCUUUCCAGAAGUUUGACAGUGCUGCCGCAGCUGUGGAGGAGGCUACUGCUAUCAUCGAGGGCAAGGUCACCCCCCGCCUCGCUUCCCUUUUGGAUGGACUCAAGGACGAGAAGAAGGUUUCCCUCGCUGUUGCGGACCCCAAGCUCGGAAACUCUAUUGGCAAGCUGCCUGGUCUUUCCAUCGAGUGUAUCGCCGACUCUACCACCGCCGAGGCCUUCCGUGCCAUUCGUGAGAACCUCACUUCUCUCAUCCCCAGCCUGGCCCCCAGUGACAUGUCCGUCAUGUCUCUUGGUCUUUCUCACUCUCUCGCUCGUCACAAGCUCAAGUUCUCCCCUGAUAAGAUUGACACUAUGAUUGUUCAGGCCAUUGGUCUGCUGGAUGACAUGGAUAAGGAGCUGAACACCUACGCCAUGCGUGUGAAGGAAUGGUACGGCUGGCACUUCCCUGAGCUGGCUAAGAUCCUUAACGACAACAUUGCCUACGCUAAGCUUGUCCUCAAGAUGGGCAUGCGCAGCAACUGGGAGACCGUCGAUCUCGCUGAGGUCCUGCCGGAGGAGAUUGAGACUGCCGUCAAGUCCGCUGCUGACCGCUCCAUGGGUACCGAGAUCAGCGAGGAUGAUCUCGAGAACAUCCAGGCCCUGGCUGACCAGGUUGUCUCUCUGUAUGACUACCGUUCCCAGCUCGCCAGCUACCUGACCUCCCGUAUGAACGCCAUUGCCCCCAACUUGACUGCUCUUGUUGGUGAGCUUGUUGGUGCUCGUCUGAUUGCCCACGCUGGUAGCUUGAGCAGCCUUUCCAAGAGCCCUGCCUCUACACUCCAAAUUCUGGGUGCUGAGAAGGCCCUUUUCCGUGCUCUUAAGACUAAGCACGACACCCCCAAGUACGGUCUGAUCUACCACGCCUCUCUGAUCGGCCAGGCCACCGGCCGCAACAAGGGUAAGAUGGCCCGUAUUCUGGCCGCUAAGGCCUCCCUGGGUAUCCGUGUGGAUUCCUUGGCUGAGUGGGAUGACGAUGUCACUGAGGAGGAGAAGGCUGCUCUCGGUACUGAGGCCCGUUUCAACCUUGAGCGCAAGCUUGCCGGUAUGGAGGGCAAGCCCGUCAAGCCCCGUGGUGUUGCUAUUGCCCCCAACGGCACCGCUACUCAACCCCAGAAGUUCGAUCUUAACGAGGCUCGCAAAUACAACCCCGAUGCCGAUGCUUUGGCUGAUGAGGAGCCUAAGUCAGCUAAGAAGGAUAAGAAGAACAAGAAGCUUGUCCAGGAGGUUGACUCAGACGAGGAGAUGGAGGACGAUUCUGAUGAUGAACCCCAAGCCAACGGCACAAAGUCUGACUUAGAGAAGCAAGCCGCUAAGGCUGGUCUCAGCGUCAAGCGCUACGAGCGCAAGCUGGAGCGUGGAGAGAUCACCUUUGAUGCCUCUGGGAACCCCACAUCUGUCAGCAAGAAGGACUUAAAGAAGGCUAAGAAGGAGUCCAAGAAGGCCGAUAAGGAGGAGGGCAAGAAACGCAAGCGCUCCGACGAGGGUGAAGAGGCCAAGAAGGAUAAGAAGAAGAAGAAGAGCAAGGGCGAGUAA